Messenger RNA from Linum trigynum, 1371 nucleotides. The record is from the annotation of a GenBank genome assembly. NCBI's taxonomy places the organism in Eukaryota, Viridiplantae, Streptophyta, Magnoliopsida, Malpighiales, Linaceae.
UUUUGCCGCCCCGCAAAUACGUACACUCUUCCAAACAAAACAGUAAUUACUGAAAAUGUCGACAGUGGCGGCAUCCGCAAGGGCAGAAACAGCAGGCCACGAGAUAUUCGUUUCCCUCCUCCCCGCCGGCGGACCUCCAACACCACUCUCCAACAACUCCAUCUCUUCCCAACUACUCUUCGUCACCCAGGUCGAUCGCAUCUACCAGCCCCGCGGCACCACAACACCGUCACCAGCGAAACCAUCAUCAUCAUUGCCCAGGCAGAUAGUGGUGGAAUCACAUCGCUCCAGAUUCACAAUCCCCACCGACGACGACUCCUUCGGCAUCGAGUCCGUCUCCAAGGAGAUGUGUUCGAGUUUGAACAUCCCCUUCCCGUUGGAGAACAACAUCCACUGGAGAUCGCUACCAUCUUCGCCGUCGUGGACCAGAGUAAAGACCAGAGCAGAGCUGGCCUCCCACAUCGUUAGAACUGCGCACGGAGUCAUGGCAGGAACCAAACGCCGUUACGGUGACAUCGACGAAGGGAAGAAAGUGGAAGUGAAGAUGGUGAUGAACAUUGCAAAGAAGACCAGAGUUGGAGAGGGAGAGUAUCAGCAGAUAUGCAGGGCGCAACAAGAGGGACAGGCAAUUGAGGACCUCGAGAAGUUUCUGAUCCGCUGCCAAGAACACCACGCUGCUUCCACGCGAGGAAGAUCAGGAUAUGAGAGGACGUCAGUGGACGAACUUAAGCGUGUGGCCGAGGAGCACGUGACGAGGGUCGAGAAUGGUGUGCUGAUGACUGCGUCGGAUCGAGGUUCAAUCAUAGAUUCGGUGGCUCGGAGGGCUUGGAAUGAAUGGGGGCGAGUGCUGGUUUCCAGACUCGGGAAUGCUCUCACGGAAGUGGAGGCGGAUUCGAGUGGUGGUGGGGAGUGCAGCAUCUGCUUGGCUCCGAAAACGAAUUCGGUUGUGGUACGAUUGCCUGGUUGUGUGCACAGUUUUCACAGGGAUUGCGUUUUUCAGUGGCUUGUUCACCACACACCCAACUGUCCUCUGUGUAGAUCCUCUGUUUUGCCAUCUUUGUACCGCCGUUAGAUUUUGUUUAUAUUUUUUAUUGAAAUGUAAUAUGUAAAGACUACUACUGAGUUUUGAAAGAUUAUGUUGGAUGACACUGCUGAAAUGGUGAAUGUUGUUCAUAGUGUCAUCUGUCAUGACUGAUAAUGUGGUGGUCUUCAAUUAACAGUACAAAAGUAAGGAUUUUCUGAGUAGCAUCUCUUAAAUGGCUACAUGGUUACAAAACCUGUAAAAUUCCCUCUUCCACAUAACAUUCAUCUCAAUGAAUCAUACGAAGAACGAAAAAUUCAUUUCUAAUACUAUAAAAUUAACUUAUCUUU